AUGGCGGAUUACACAUUUAUGCUGACUCAAAUUCUGCUCACCUGCUGUUUUUUGAUGACACACUGCUCACAACCCAACUGUACAUCUGUGAAAGACUUUGAUGACUGUCUAGGAAACACAACAGAUUUCUGCCCACAGAAUAUUGUUUGUGCAUGCAAAGAUGAAAAGCCUUUCUGCAAAUGUUCAAAUUUCAGAGGCCAGUGGGGAGACUACUGGUACAUGGGAGGCAAAUGUGAACAGCUCUGGAACACUCUGGACCUGAUUUUAGUAGCAACAUUGCCUGGAAUAGCACUGGCUGUAAUAGUUGGUGUGGUGAUCCAGAUUGCCCACUACUGUAAAGGGAAGUCAAAGAAGAAUGGAAACCAUCACAGAGAAGAGAGGAGUAUGUCAGCACUGCGAUCUCAGCGUAAUUCUGCAUAUGGUUUUGGUACUGAUAGGAAUCUUCCUCAACCUAAUCAAGGAGAGGUAAACACUGAAACUCAUUUGUCAAAUAAGAAUCUCUGGAAUAUAUCCCACCAGGAAGCCCUUUCUGGAAGUUCUUUUUCUCCAUCAUCACAAUUAUCCAGAACAAAUUCCAACUUUAUUGCUCAAGAACACAAAGAAGGCUUUCUUUACAACUAUCCAGCUCAUAACUGGAAUGGCUCUCCAGGACCAACUAAUCCUGCAGUAAACUAUGGGAACAAAUCUUUGUCAACCACAUACUCGAAGCCAAUCUUUGAUUUUUCCACAUCUGGUGCCCCAAGAGCAUCCUAUGCUCCAAAAGAAAAGAAAUAUUCAGUUUAUGAAGAACCAGAGAUACCUUACAAAAUAGGCCGUGCACACAUGAAAUCCAACUACUAA
Messenger RNA from Acomys russatus (golden spiny mouse), 840 nucleotides. RefSeq lists its product as uncharacterized. NCBI's taxonomy places the organism in Eukaryota, Metazoa, Chordata, Mammalia, Rodentia, Muridae. The record is from RefSeq and is a predicted model, not a curated record. The transcript is spliced from 7 exons. Bases 1 to 840 code for a protein of 279 amino acids.